Messenger RNA from Chara braunii, 3545 nucleotides. NCBI's taxonomy places the organism in Eukaryota, Viridiplantae, Streptophyta, Charophyceae, Charales, Characeae. The record is from the annotation of a GenBank genome assembly.
GCUGGAAAGAGGUAGUCUGUGACAAUUACUGUAGUGACCGAUCCCGGGAAAUAGUAGCGAUUAAGAGAGAGAGAGAGAGAGAGAGAGAGAGAGAGAGAGUCGACGGUGUUCUGGGGGAGGAAGGAGUAAUAGCGAUUAAGCGAGAGAGAGAGAGAGAGAGAGAGAGAGAGAGAGAGAGAGAGAGAGAGAGUCGACGGUCUUGUGGGGGAGGACGGAGAGCGGACGAAGGGGGGGGCACUGCGCACUCAACUCGACGUUUGAAGGGGAUGGCGGCCGCGGGAGGGGGCGCUCCCCGUAUGCGGGAUGUGGAGAGGGUGGGUAGAGGGGUGGCCCUUGUCUUAAGCGAAUCGCUGGAAACGAGCCCGACCGUUCGAUCUCUUCGACGGGGGGAUAUCAUGGGCGCGCUUUCGGAUGCACUGCGCGCCAUCGGAGACACCGUGUCCGCCAUUGGCGGAAGCAGCGUGCAAGAUUUUGGCCCCUCGAGUGGCGGCCUUCCGCCUCGCAGCGCGCCGAGCGCCGGCGGCGGGCGAGGCGGCGGACAUGGAUCUUCCCCCGCUGGUCAGCGGAUCGCCCCGGCGGCGGAAGGCACGACUCUGGGUGUUGUCCGGCGCGAUCCCCGCGGGGGAGCGCCCGUCAGAGCGCGGCGGGAGGGGGGGGAGCACGAAUCAACCAAGCAGAAGGACCAGGGUGACGGAACGGAGGCUAACGACGGAAAACUUAACGGAACGGAACGAUUGAUGAGCGGAGCUACUGCCAUGAGGACAUUCGAGAAGCCGGUCGCUGCUUCUGCUGGCGUUUCAGCUAUUGUGGAAAACGUCCCUCCGUCUUCUUCUGCUGGCGUUUCAGCUAUGGCGGAAGACCUCCCUCCUUCUUCUUCUUCCUCUUCUUCUUCCUCUUCUUCUUUUUCUGUUGACGGAGUAGUAAGAGAUGGAGGUAAAAAGCCGUCGAAAAUGUCCGUCUUGCCAAAUGCUGCUGCUGUGGAGAAAGAAGAGAGAGGAGGAAGAAGGGGAUGGGAAGGAGUGGCUAUGGCGGCGGCAGAGAGGACGAAGAGAGACGAGGAAGAAGAAGAAAAUCAUGUCUUACGGAACGACGUGGAGAUGGAGGCGAAGGAGGAGAAUGUGUUGACAUCUGGAAAAAGAAAUGAAGCCGAAGGACAGGUGCCGCCAUCGCCAUCACCAUCGCCAGCAUCGGACUUGGGAGAGAGGUUGAAGAAGGAAGAUGGAGUAGGGGAAUCUAGGGCGAAGGUGGAGUUGCCUGCUUCGAAGCCUAAACCUCGAGAGCGAAGAGUGCCCUCCACUCCUCUGGCGCGUGUGAUUGGGUUUGGAGGUCUGGCGGCGGGGUUGGUGUUUGGAACUUUGCGAGAAUCGGCAAGGAGGGCAUGGGAAGGUGUACCACUCAGAAACACCCCAAAAGGGGGAGAAAAUGGGACAAAUGGCGGAGCCACCACCUCCUCCUCCCCCCCAACAUACAGCGCCGUCAUCAACGAGCGGAAUGCUGAAAGACUUGCAGCAGCACUGUGCAGGAACGAGGAGAAAUUGAGGCUUGUGGGCAAGAGACAAAGGCAAAGAGAGAGGAGGGAGAAUGAGAGAGGUGAUGGGGGAAGAGGAGGGAGAAUCAGAGAGGUUCUUGGAGCGCUGGAAAGAGUACGCCAAGGUGCCGAUAUCAUGCCAAAAUCGCAACUCGAGCAAGUGCUGACGUCAGAGCUAGGGCUCGAGUGGAGGAAACCUCUCAGAGAGUUCACAGACCAGCCGAUUGCUGCGGCAAGCAUAGGUCAAGUCCAUCGGGCUGUGCUGGCAGAGAACGGUAUGGAAGUUGCGAUGAAGGUUCAGUACCCUGGAGUUGCAGAGAGCAUCGAUAGUGACAUCGAGAAUCUUCGGCGCUUGCUCAUGUUCACCAAUUUCAUACCGAAAGGACUUUACCUCGACCACGCAGUAAAGAUAGCCAAGGAGGAGCUGGCACGCGAAUGCGAUUACCAUUUAGAAGCGGCGAAUCAGCAGAGGUUCAAGGAGCUCUUGCAAGGGAUGGAUGGUUUCUAUCGGAAGAUCAUGUUGAUCGACUUUGGCGCUGCACGGGACUACCCAAAGCCGUUUGUCGACGAUUACCUGCGCAUGGUUAGAGCUUGUGCAGACAGAGAUCGGCAAGGGGUGUUGGAGUAUUCGCGCCGACUUGGAUUCCUAACGGGUGAAGAGUCCGAGGUGAUGCUGGAUGCGCACACGGAAGCUUCUUUCGUCGUCGGCAUGCCCUUUUCGGAAACCGGGGGCUUCGACUUCCGCGCCACAAACUUGACGCGACGAGUGACCGCCCUUGGCGCUGUCAUGCUCAAUCAUCGUCUCACGCCACCGCCAGACGAGGCCUACAGUCUGCACAGAAAACUAUCUGGUGCAUUUCUAGUGUGUAUCAAGCUCGGGGCGGUGGUGCCUUGUCGGGAGAUGUUUCUAAAAGUGUACGAGGAUUAUUCCUUUGGCGGAGACGGCGACGGGGGGGCAAAGCGCGGAGAAGGGGAGCUUGCUGCUGCUUGACAGAUUCCCCUACUGCUAGCGUCAUUCCCCCCUUAGGCAUCAGUUCAAUUUGGGCCUCCAUUUUUUUGUCCCUCUACUUUGGACGUUGCUACGGCCCAUCCAUAGGGCCUCAUUGGUGGGGUUUGGGGGUGGGGAGCUGCAGGGGUGCAUUGUUUUCCUUCAGGCUUUCAACCGUGCCUCCAUUUGGGUUUCAUUUGGGCUGUAUUUGGGUCACAUUUGUGCCUUGCGGGGUCCAUUUGUGCCCCCAUCCGUGCACUCAUUUGGGCCCCAUAAUUCAUCAGGCUUUCAUUUGGGCCCCAUUUGGGUUUCAUUUGGGCUGUAUUUGGGUCACAUUUGUGCUUUGCGGGGCCCAUUUGUGCCCCCAUCUGUGCCCUUAUUUGGGCCCCAUUUGUAGCCCAUGUGUGUCCCUGUUUCAGCCUUGUUUGAGGGGAGGGGAGUUGCCUUUCAAUGGCUUUCGUUUGAGAUUUCAAGUGUGCCCGUAUUUGGGUCUCAUUUGGGUCUCAUUUGGGUCUUAUUUGGGUCUCAUUUGGGUCUAAUUCGGGGUGCGUUGAGGCUGAAUACUUUUACGGUUCACGGGGCCAUUUGCGCCUCCGUCUGUACCCUCAUUUGUGGCCUUAUCUGGGCCCUAUUUGUGCCUUGUUUGUAUCCCCACCUGCCCUUCGCCCCCCUCUCCCCUUGACCCUCAACUGCGUGCCGUUUUGGCACUUUUUUGGGGCCAGUUUGGGCCUAUAGGGAUCCCUUCUUCUUUCAGUGCGUUUUCUAAUUUCCUGAUAUGUUUUGGUUCCCUUCUUCUUUCAGUAACCUUCCUUGGAAGUGCAUUUUACAUUUUGCAUUAUUUAAAUUUAUUUUCGUAUAAUUUCGAAUUUUCAAUUUUCCUGAUAUCAUUUGGCGCCCCGCUGCUUCCCUUUCGGUUCCUUCUGCACACACUCCAUUAGAGUUUUCACUCAUUCACUCACUCACUUGGGAUUGGGCCUCGGUCCACUACUCACCAAAUGUGCAAAAUGAGAAUGAAUCUUCCGCUAGAAC